This is a messenger RNA of Pseudophryne corroboree (corroboree frog), 3637 nucleotides long. Its product is annotated as two pore calcium channel protein 1-like. The transcript is spliced from 20 exons. The record is from RefSeq and is a predicted model, not a curated record. Gene Ontology annotation, molecular function: monoatomic ion channel activity. Lineage: Eukaryota; Metazoa; Chordata; Amphibia; Anura; Myobatrachidae. Gene Ontology annotation, biological process: transmembrane transport; monoatomic ion transport. Gene Ontology annotation, cellular component: membrane. Bases 37 to 2427 code for a protein of 796 amino acids.
UCUCUCAUUCUUGCUGAGCUGUUUCCGUUCGGUCACAUGACCCCAUUCCAAACUCCAGCUCAUCAUCCUGCAGGAGGGGAACCUCUUGCAAUGACGGAAACUGGAGCAAAAAGUAAAAGUGACAUUGAUCUCAGCAGCGAAGGAAAUAACGGGACAGAGGGAGGAUGCACAGUGGAAGUGGAAGGUCCUAAUGAGAGAUUACUCCUGGCUGCAGCAUAUGUGUACGAUGCACAAUACAACAGAAACAUCCCCUUUGAAACGUCGCCUCAAGCGGUCAGACUGUACUACUUUUAUAACCACUGGGUAAUGCAAGUAGCAACCUACAUCUGUAUCAUAGUUGAUCUAGCUCUGGCGCUUUUUGAGGAGCCUGCUGUUUGUCCGCUCCCAUUCCUGGCUACUUCCAUAGUUGAGAUCUUCUGCUUAAUGGCCUUUUUUGGCCGACUUCUACAUUAUGGUAAAGUCACCCCUCGAAGCAUUUUCUGGAAAGACACUAAGAACAUUUGCGUUAUGGUCACAAUAUUACUUAAUCUAAUCGAUCUGAUUAUUUAUGGAUCUUUGAGUAUAGCUCAGAUACCCAGCGUACGAUGGUCGAGAGUCCUACGUCCAAUUUACUUGGUUAAUUUUGCUGAAAGUCGACAGAUUCGCCGAGCAUUCCGCAGUAUCAGAAACACAUUACCUGAGAUCCUCUAUGUCUUCCUUCUCUUUAUGUUCAGCGUCCUCAUUUUUUCUCUCAUGGCUCUGAAACUUUUUGGGAGCAGGAAACUGAAGACGGCUGAAGGAGAGCCUUACUUUGAAAAUUACCUGGAAGGUGUAUUUAAUCUUUAUGUACUGGUAACUACUGCUAAUAGUCCUGAUGUCAUGAUGCCCGCUUAUGAUUACAAUUGGUGGUACUCCAUCUUCUUUAUAGCUUACAUUAUUCUGAACACUUACAUCUUUAUGUCAGUUUUCUUAGCUGUCGUGUACAACAAUUACAGAAAACACUUAAAGAAUGAGAUCCGUAAAUUGGCUUACAUGAAGCGUCGCAAGAUGGCCGAGGCUUUUAAUGCUCUUAAGGUCAAAGAAGGUCCAGACUUUGUCAUACCAGAGACCACUUGGAAAAAAUUGGUGAAGUUGGUGGCACCAGACAUCAGUAAAUCACACCGAGAACUGCUACUAAGAGUAUCCAAAGAUGAACACCAAGAGUAUGUGGGAAAGCAAGCUUUCAUACGUCUGGCCGACUUACUGAACAUUAAGGUGAUCACUGUGAAGGCUCGUAUGCAUCCAUUUGAGUGCUGGAUGCCUCAUUUCUACAGAUCUGCCGUGAGCAGGUUCAUUCGCAGAGUUGUACAUCAUAAAGGAUUUGUUUAUGCUUUCGAUGUGGUCAUUCUUGUGAAUGCCAUUUUCAUUGCUCUCGAUGACAGAAACCCCCUGAUUUCCCAUGCAGAGUGGGUAUUCCUUGCCCUCUACGUCCUAGAAAUACUUCUGAAACUCUACACUUAUGAUCCAAGAUCUUUCUUUGCAAUGAACCAGUUUUGGAACUGGUUUGACACUUUUAUUAUCAUCGCUGCUCUAAUUGCUACAACAGUCAACACAUGGCUGAGUUCAGUGAGUCAGUACAACAGCCAACAGGUCCUAGACAUUGUCUUCAUUCUCAGAGUUCUCCGGCUUAUCAGGAUCAUUGACAGCAUUCAGAGGUUUCGGGUCAUCAUGAAUACAUUGAUAAACAUCCUCCCCACUAUGUUCACAUUCUGUGGUAUUAUAUUAGCAAUAUACUACGUUUUUGCCAUAGUUGGAAUGGAAAUUUUCAAGAACAAAAUCCGUUUCUUUCCUGAGAAUUCCACUCACCCUUAUGCCCAGGAGUGCGGAGCAGAAGCGUUGAGGAACUCUGCCUUUGCCAGAGGCAAAUACUGUAGGAAUAACUUCAAUGACAUGGGCUCAGCCUUCAUUGUACUAGUGGAACUGACUGUAGUCAACCAGUGGCAUGUUCUCGCUACUGGGUUCUCUCUGGUAACCCGCCCGGAAGCCAAACUUUAUUUCAUCACUUUCCACGUGGUGAUUGUGAUUAUGAUCAUCAACAUUUUUGUGGCAUUUAUUUUGGAAGCAUUUUUUGUGGAGUAUUCGUUGGAAAAGAGUGAAGUUGAAACUGCAAUUGAAAAGAAGAUCCAGGAGUUGGGGAUGGCAGUGCAGGAGGGAGAUCUUCCUUCUGGAAAGUUAGUAGACAACAUGGAAAACUGUGAAAAUGAUCUUGGUGCAUUCGGGGAAGUGGACCAGAAAGGACUGAUGUUUAGGAUAGCUUCAAAACGGUACAGGACAGUGGAUGCCUUGUUACAGCGUAUGUUUGAGGCAGAGAUACCUCCAGAGGAUGAAGGCCCGCCAAUGGAGGAUAUUUUAAAUCUGUCACCUGAUGACCUGUAUAUUGAAAACCCAACAUACCAUACAGCAGCUUAGUGUUGGAGGUUCAUAUUGGGAACCUGAAUAGGAAGGAAAGGUAGUAAUAGAUUGCGCUCCCCACUGCCGCUUUUCAAUGAUCUUUGGGUUUUUUGUAAUAAGAAUAUUUAUUUUUAUAGAGUAACUCUUUUAUCAAAAGAAAAUCACUGUAAUAAAUAUAAAAAAUAUGUUAAGACAUCACACGGCAGGCCCAGACUGUAUAAAAAGCAAAUCACUCCUUCCUAAACCAUGUCUCACUUAUAAUAUUUUCCCCAGAACACUCGUGGAGGGUGACAUGUUGUGGGAAGAGCUAGGCUACAUUCUUAUGAGUAAUGCUGCAGUCCACAAAAUGGCACCCUCCCCAGUGUUUGUAGAAAACCAGUUCACUAUAUUAAACCUUGUCUAUGAAAUUAACACUCAUCCUCCACUAAAGCCAGAACCUGAACACACAAACUUUUUUUUUUUUUUUUUUUUAUUUCAUUCCAUACAAAUCCUCCAGAACAUGAAGUCACUACCUUAGGAGAUGAUUUGCAAAAAAACCAAAUAUAUGUGUUCGCGUUGCUGUUACAUUGAUGUAUAUUGUUGUGUAAUCCUCAUAAAAUUAUCUGACUCCUAAUUACCCUGUUGUUUAUCAGGAUUAUUCAGAAAGAAAACAUAAGAAUCUUCACUUUGUACCGUAAAGACCUAUGGUCUCUGAUGUUUGUAAAGGGUAGUGACUGAUGCUAUGCAAAAAGGACCAGAGUUAACCAAAGUGGUGGAUUGUAUGGCAACCAAUUAAAAUGAUGCCGUCAUAUGUCUAGUGCGUCUAUAUUAAAGCAAACAUCUGAUUUGUUUCUGUGGUCAGCACCAGUUUUCAUAAAUAGCCCCACAUUAUUCAUAUGUAAAGCACUUAAUGUUUACAUACACAUGGACUGUAGCUGCCAAUUAAGUCUAGAAUAAUCCAUUGGCUCAUAAAGAUAUUGUACUCCAUAUAUAUCUACAAAUUCUUAAUUCACGGGUUAAAUUAGCAUGUUUGUAAUAUACUGUACUGGCAGACUGACAAAUACCCACAAAGCUAUGGGAUACUUACUGCACAUCCCGAGAGAUCAUUAUAUGUGUUGGGGAUUAUACACAGCAUCUUAUACUAGUCUAAUAACCACUUUCUGUCGUGGAGCAGAAUUAUAAUGAAUCUAUUGUAAAAUGUAAAACUGGAAAAAAAAUGUAUUCUAAAUAAAUAGAUUAUUUAUAAGUA